Ectocarpus siliculosus is the source of this 2005-nucleotide messenger RNA. The record is from the annotation of a GenBank genome assembly. NCBI's taxonomy places the organism in Eukaryota, Phaeophyceae, Ectocarpales, Ectocarpaceae.
AUGAACCUCGUAGCGGGGUAUGGGAGCAGCGACGAUGCCAACUCGUCUGACGGAGGCGGUGGAAGUGGGCCGGCAUCGAAAGCAGCAAGACCAAAGGCCACCUUCCGCGCACCACGAGUGAACGCCGCCCCGAACGUCCUCGUCUCCGGGGCCAUGGCGCAGGCGACGGACUCGCUGAUGUCGUCUCCGCUCGGGAGGCUGGGGCUCAAGCCUUCCAGCAAGACCGGGGGGCAGAUCAUGAUCCACAACCCGAAGGCGGAGCACUUCCUCGCUCCCGUCCAGGGCCCGGCGCACCCGCACCGGAGAGAUCUCCCGGUCCCGGCGGGAGGCCGGGCAACGGGCACGGGCGGCGUAAUCGAGCAGGCCUCUCUCGAGGAGUGGUCGUUCCACGAGCAGUACCACACCUUCCACCAGUUCGGCUACGCGGUGGACUCCCGGGGGGACACUGUCGGCAACCUGUCUGAGCACUCCAAGCGCCAGGGGGACACGGUGCUCUCUGCGGAAGUGGGGGGGCUUCGACGCAACAAGCGAAAGAAACAGGCGGGGGCGGGGGCGGCGGGGGCGGCGGCGGUCGGCGGGGAGGGCAAGGGGGAGGAGAGAGGAGGAGAUCUUGGCGAUUCGGACAACGACGGGGUGUGGGCGCCCGAGGUGCCCCGGGAGAAGACGGACUUCGAGGCGGGCACGAUGACCGCGGAGCAGACGAAGUUUCGGGAGGCGUGGGAGGCGGAGCAGGCCAAGAAGCACCGCGAGUACAACAUGGAGGAGGACCACGACCGGAGGGACGAGCGGAAGAUCUCGCACCUGCUCCCGCCGCGGCACAACCGCGACACCGAGUCCAAGACGGCGCGGUCCACGUUCCACGGGAAGGCGCAGCACGACUACCAGGGCCGCUCCUGGAUGGCGCCGCCGGCGGGCGCGAGGAGCGUGGAGGACGAGGGGGAAGACGUCCACAAGUGCUUCACGCCCAAGAAGUGCAUCCACCGGUACACGGGGCACACGAAGGGCGUGCAGGCCAUCUCCUUCUUCCCGGGCUACGGCCACCUCCUGCUGUCGGCGAGCAUGGACGGGUCGGUCAAGAUCUGGGACGUGAACGGCGGCCGGGGCCAGCGGAGGACGUACCAGGGGCACUCGGCGGCGGUCCGCGACAUCCAGUUCUCGAACGACGGCAAGCAGUUCCUCAGCGCCGGGUACGACCGGUUCAUUCGGCAGUGGGACACCGAGACCGGCCAGUGCAUCGCCACCUUCACCAACCGGAAGAUGCCCUACUGCGCCAAGUAUUACCCUGUGGACAACAACAUGUUCCUCUGCGGGUGCUCGGACAACAGGGUGGUGCAGUACGACGCCCGCAACGGGUCGGAGAUCGUGCAGGAGUACAACCACCACCUCGGGCCGGUCAACACGGUGCUCUUUGUGGACGACAACCAGCGCUUUGUCAGCACGUCCGAUGACAAGAAGGUGCUGAUAUGGGAGUACAACAUCCCCGUGCCCAUCAAGUACAUCGCGGAGCCGGACAUGCAUUCCAUGCCGGCGACGACGCUCCACCCGACGGGGGGCUUCUUCGUGGGGCAGUCUCUCGACAACAAGAUCGUCACGUGGACCGCCCGCGACAAGUUCCGGCAGAUGAAGAAGAAGGAGUUCAAGGGGCACGUGAACGCCGGCUACGCCUGCCGCAUGGCGUUCAGCCCGAACGGGAAGUUCCUGGCGUCGGGAGACGGGCAGGGGAAGAUGUACAUCUGGGACUGGGGGAGCACCAAGGUCUACCGCAAGCUGCAGUGCCACGACGACGGUCCUUGCAUAGACGUUGCGUGGCACCCGCUGGAGCCGAGCUGGGUGGCCACGGCGGGGUGGGACGGAGUCAUCAAGCUUUGGGAUUAGAGUUGCUGGCGACCGGGUUGCUGGUGGUAGGCCGCGGCGGGAUGGAACCGAGUCAUCAGGCUCUGGGAUUUGAGUUGCUGGCGACCGGGCUGCUGGUGGAAGCGCCGCUGCUGACUCGAUCGCUGCAACU